Molecule: messenger RNA, 822 nt
Organism: Linum trigynum
Lineage: Eukaryota; Viridiplantae; Streptophyta; Magnoliopsida; Malpighiales; Linaceae
Source: the annotation of a GenBank genome assembly
AUGGAACUUGCAAACCAAGUUCAGUCCAACGAUGCCGGACCUGCCUCGAGAAAGAAAAAAGGUGAGUAUAUGCAAUGGACGCCGGAACAGGAUGUUUCUUUGAUCGAGGCCAUGCUAGAGCUAACUCAAUCACGAGAAACUGAAGGCGGAAGCUGCAGUGGCUUUGGUUGGGAUGAAAGCAGGAAGCGUGUGAUUGCUGACAAUGAUGUGUUCAAUGAAUGGAUUAAGAGUCAUCCAGGCUGCAAAGGACUGAACAAAAAACCAUUCCUAUACUUUGACCAGCUAGCCAGAAUUUUUGGGAAAGAUAGGGCAAUGGGUGGCCAGGCACAAACAUCAGUUGACAUUAGGGAAACCAGAGCUGACCAGAAUGGGGAACCUUGUGUUAAUUUGGAUGUUGAAACAACCCAACGUAUCCUAGAGGAUAUGGUCCAUGAUGAGGUUGAUCCCAGGACUCUACUCAGUGAUGAAGCUGAUACUAGUAAAAUGCAGCCUAGAACAUCAACUGGAAGCAACAAAAAGCCAAGACAUGAGAGAAAUGAAGCAUUCAUAACUGCAGUGACAGCUGAGAUUGGCAAAUUGCAGCCUAUGAUGGAACAAACAGCUACAGACGUUCACAGGAUUGCCAAUAGCUUUUGCAUGGAGGAUGAUCUGAUUUCUAGGCGUAGGAGUUUGUUUGAGGAGUUAUCCAAAGUUGAAGGCCUUACAAGAAACCAGGUCUUAAAAGCUUCAAUCGCAUUAGUGAAGGAUGUUAGCCUUGCUGAUCUAUAUUACCAACUCCCAGCAGAAGAUCAAUUGAGCUUUCUCCUGGAACUCAUCCGUUGA